This is a messenger RNA of Ectocarpus sp. CCAP 1310/34, 894 nucleotides long. Lineage: Eukaryota; Phaeophyceae; Ectocarpales; Ectocarpaceae. The record is from the annotation of a GenBank genome assembly.
AUGCCCGCAAUGCUCACGUUGGCGCCGCUGGCCGCUGGGAUGCCGUCCAUUUCGGUGGCGGUCACAGCGGCGGCGGCGUUGGGGGUGGCGGCGGCGACGGCGGUGGCCACAGCAACGGAGGCGGCUUCACCGACGGUGGAGGCGUUGGGGGUGGCGGCGGCGACGGCGGUGGCCACAGCAACGGAGGCGGCUUCACCGACGGUGGAGGCGUUGGGGGUGGCGGCGGCGACGGCGGUGGCCACAGCAACGGAGGCGGCUUCACCGACGGUGGAGGCGUUGGGGGUGGCGGCGGCGACGGCGGUGGCCACAGCAACGGAGGCGGCUUCACCGACGGUGGAGGCGUUGGGGGUGGCGGCGGCGACGGCGGUGGUNUCGUUCAUGCCCACAGUGCUCACGUUGGCGCCGCUGGCCGCUGGGGUGCCGUCCAUUUCGGUGGCGGUCACGGCGGCGGCGGCGGUGGCGGCGGCGACGGCGGUGGCCACUGCAACGGAGGCGGCUUCACCGACGGUGGAGGCGUUGGGGGUGGCGGCGGUGACGGCGGCGGUGGUGUCAGGGACGGCGGUGGCGGUGUCGGGGACGGCUGCGGCAACUGGCGUAGCGGCGGUGACGGCGGCGGUGGAAGCGGUGGUGGUGACGGUGGUCGCGGCUCGGCGUUGGCUCUCAUGCGCCCAGGCAUGCCGCUCGCAAUGGAUAUUAACGAUCUCCACGUUGCUCUCGGCCAUGCGCAUGACGACCUUAUUCGCGAGACGGCGCGUUUUUGCAUUGGUUGGGAGAUCGUACGGCAUAUCAAGUAGGGGGGCUGUUUGUGGUACUUCGGAUAUGUGUCCGAUCUACAUGCGCUGUAUGCGCCUGAUGGGGGGGUGCGUGAAUGGGUAUGAAGUGUAUGGGGGGUAG